CUCCCGCUCAGCAAACCCAAGAGAAGGCAGCGUUGACAGCAGCCGCGAGUCCGCGACGCCAGGAGGAGCAAGCCUUCGCCGGCGAGAUCGAUGGACCUCCUCGAGCACCCGCUCGAGGCCGUCGCUUUCCGCCUCUACUCGCUCCCGGAGGCCUCAGCGGCCACCGGCGCCGCCGCAUGGACCUGCCUCGCCGCGGUCCUCGCAGCCGCCGCGGCCGCGGGCCUCUGGCGCCUCCGCGCCUCCGCUGUCGCCGCCGCCGCCACGAAGCCUCUGGGGCUGGAUCCGUGCCUCAAACCGGAGGCACCUACGGCGCCGCUCGCCGCGUCAGAGCGGCGGUCGGAGCCGGCCGAGGCGCCGACGACGGCGCCCUCGCCCAAGGAGCGGUACACGGCGUACUACUGCGACGCGUGCCGCAUCGGGUGCUGCGACUUAGACCGCUACGACGACAACGACGACGACGACGACCGGGAAGAUGACGCGGAGGAGCACGACGACGGCGACGGCGCGUACCGGACCCCAUUAUCGGUGACGACGACGGACCCUUUCGUGUGGGAGGCGGAGGUGUUGCGAUCGCUGCCCCUCAGCCCGGCGGCGGCGGAGGUGGGGCUGGGGCCGGGGCGGUACCGCAGCCCGCCGGCGCUCAGCGGCGGCAGCGUGGUGCAGCUGUGGGACCAGGUCGCGGGGGCCGGGCUGACGCCGACGGCGAGCCCGCGCCGGAGGGGCCUGGCCGUCGCCACCGCCCCGGGCUUCUGAACUCCUGCAGAUUAGCAAUAAAUUCGCCAUUUUUGGUAAGAGGGAAGAAACCAAACAAGAUCCUGCAGCUGUUCUACCAACAUGUAAAUACGAGCCGCAUUCGCCUUAAAAUGCAUGAGUUUUUUUUAAAAGAAAAAGUUCAUGAGUUCCGGAUUAUAUUGGACUCAUCUCUCUGGCAGCUUAAGAUCAAGAAAUGGCAUCACAUAGUGCUCA
Molecule: messenger RNA, 966 nt
Organism: Panicum virgatum (switchgrass)
Lineage: Eukaryota; Viridiplantae; Streptophyta; Magnoliopsida; Poales; Poaceae
Exons: 1
Coding region: 91-753 (220 amino acids)
Source: RefSeq, a predicted model, not a curated record